This is a messenger RNA of Hevea brasiliensis (rubber tree), 474 nucleotides long. Its product is annotated as non-specific lipid-transfer protein 1-like. Lineage: Eukaryota; Viridiplantae; Streptophyta; Magnoliopsida; Malpighiales; Euphorbiaceae. Gene Ontology annotation, biological process: lipid transport. The transcript has a single exon. Gene Ontology annotation, cellular component: membrane. The coding region runs from base 44 to 406 and encodes 120 amino acids. The record is from RefSeq and is a predicted model, not a curated record. Gene Ontology annotation, molecular function: lipid binding.
UCAAAGUAGAGAGCUAAGUAUAAGAAAUCUGUGAAGAGAAGAAAUGGAGGGGAAGAUGAAGGUGAUGAUGGGUUUGUGGGGAUUUGGGUUACUGUUUUUUCUUGUGAUGUUCAGUAGUGGAAAAACUGUGCAUGGAAUCACAUGCAGCGAAGCCGUAGCUGCAUUGCAGCCAUGUUUUUCCUUCUUGUCGGGCACUGAUCAAUUGCCCAAUGCCCCUUGCUGUAUGGCCGUACAGGCAGUGAACAAAGAGGCUACCACCAAAGAAAUUCGCAAGCAGCUCUGCGAAUGUUUCAAGCAAGCUGGUCCAGCUGCUGGUGUUAAGCCUGAGAAAGCUAAGAAAAUUCCAGAUUUGUGCCAUGUCCAAGUUCCAGUGCCUAUCGACCCCAGCAUCGACUUUAGCAAGUAAACACUAAUUUUGAUAUUCAUGCCUGGCUUCUUCAUCUUCUUCUUGUUCUUGUUCUUUUUUCCUAUGUU